Messenger RNA from Populus nigra (black poplar), 597 nucleotides. RefSeq lists its product as uncharacterized. The coding region runs from base 1 to 597 and encodes 198 amino acids. The transcript has a single exon. NCBI's taxonomy places the organism in Eukaryota, Viridiplantae, Streptophyta, Magnoliopsida, Malpighiales, Salicaceae. The record is from RefSeq and is a predicted model, not a curated record.
AUGAUAGAAACUAAUGACCGAGGACAUGAUCCCAAGGCCAGGAGAAGAAGGUGUUUCAUUGUUGGUGGGGUAAUUCUCCUCUUGCUGCUGCUGCUAUUCAUUAUUGUUCUCAUCCUUGCCCUGACAGUUUUCAAGCCUAAAGAGCCCAGAACCGAGCUGCUAUCGGCUACCCUCGAAGGCAUCUCUCCUCGCAUCUCAUUCUCUCCUGUUAGUAUCCAACUUAACAUCAUCCUCAAUCUCACACUCCUCGUCAAAAAUCCUAACCAUGCCAGCUUCAAGCAUGGCCCUGGAAAGAGCUACCUUGUAUAUCAAGGCGACCAGGUGGGAGAGGCUGACUUGUGCCCGGGCCUGAUACCCUCUAAGGGGACUCAGACACUUCCUUCCCAGCUUACCAUAGAGGUGGAUGAGAUGGCAACUCAUAUUUCAGCUUUAAUCAGUGAUGUUCUGCAAGGGCAGCUUGUUAUUGAAACACGAACGAGAAUUCCUGGCAGGGUCUCCUUCCUGAAGAUAUUCAAAAAGCAUGCUGUUGCUACUUCUGAUUGCCGACUCGCUAUUGCUAUUCCUUCCAUGAAGAUUCAAAGCCAAGAAUGCAAGUAA